UCUCUUUUCUUUCUCUCUCUCUUUCUUUCUUUCUUUCUUUCUCGGACUCACAUUCUCUCUCAUAAAUCUCAUUCUUCACCAAGAACCAGAAAAUCCCAAAGAAACCAAUCAGCGUUAACUCAUCGUAUGAUGUCGAAUCUAUAAUCUCACAACCAGUUUGUUUUUUGCUUGCAAUCAGGCAAAUUUCGGGAUUUUAUUGCUGUGAAAUAAAGAAAAUGGACAGGGCAUAUGAGGAGCUACAUGAUGCUAAAGCUGAGAUUGAGAAGCUCAAGGCAGAAUACAAAAGCAAAGCAGAAUUGUGUGAGAACUUGAAGAAAACCCACAAUGAACAACUCAUCAAACUACAGGAGGCAAGUCUGAAAAUUGAGAAGCAAUCUCAAGAAUUAAAUGACAAGACACAAGAAAUCUCUGAGGUUAAGCAAAUGUGUGAGGAACUUAAAUGCAGUUUCAAUGAAAAAGAGUUUAUCAUUAAACGUCUGAGUGCUGCAAAUGAUAAGCAUCGAGCUGAUUAUGAUGAGAAGUGCCUUAAAUGGGAAAAAGAAAACAGAGAUUUGAUGUUAGCUUUAGAUGAGGCCAAUGAGAAGAUCAUGGAUCAAGAGCAAAGCAUUCGGGCACAUAAGGAAGAGAUUGAAGGCCUCAAAGGGUGUCUAUCAGUUUCUCAGAAGAAGUGUUCAGAAGCAGAGAAAAGAGCUAAAGCAUCUAAAGAACUGAGCGUAAGAGAUGAUAUGUUGCUCAAUCUAGAGGAUGAGAACAGGAAGCUUAAAGAUCAGCUAAAAUGGAAAAAGGAGCAUUUUGCACAUCUAGAAGAAGCACAUGAAAAGCUACGAAAUCAGUUCAGGGCAAGUAAGAAGGAAUGGGAGCAGGAGAAAUCUUCAUUGUUUGAUGAGAUUUGCUCUCUACAGACAAGCUUAGAUUCUCAAACCAGAAUCUCAGAAGAUCUGAAAAACAAGCUAAAAAUGUGCAACCAAGCCCUGGCUCAUGAAGAAAGCCGGAGGAAAUAUCUGGAAGUUCAAGUUUCUGAAUUCCAGACACGGUUUGAGAAUGCUUUUACAGAGUGCCAGGAUGCAAAAUCACUACUGGACUGCCUCACUACUGACAGGGACAAUGAAAUUUCAGCGCUAAGGCAUUCGCUGGGCACAAAAGAGACCAUUUAUAAAGAAAUGAAAUAUCAAGCGAGGAAACUAGAGCAAGAAAAUAAGGAGUUGCGGAUAUCCCUCCGAGAACUUCAGGAAGCUCAAAUACAAGAAUCAGGAGCUUCCUCUUCUCUAGCUAAGCUACGAAACAAGCUCAAAAGUUUGGAGCAGAUGCAUAGAGAGUGUACUCCAAAUCUUAGGGCUAAAGAAGCUGAGUUGAGUUCUCAACUGGAAAAAUUGGGGGCAGAGCUGAAUGACUGUCAGUCUGAGUUGGAGAAUAAAGAUGCUGCAAUAAAUGAGCUUAGGAUGGAGUUUGAAACUUGUCAGUCCUUGGCUAUGCAGUUGAAGCUGGAGAAUGAGGAGCUAAAACUAGGAAUUUAUGAGGCUCAACUGGAAAAACUGGGGGCAGAGCUGAAUGACUGCCGGUCUGAGUUGGAGAAUAAAGAUGCUGCAAUAAAAGAGCUUAUGAUGGAGUUUGAAGGUUGUCAGUCCUUGGCUAUGCAGUUGAAGCUGGAGAAUCAGGAGCUAAAACUAGGAAUUUCCGAGGCUCAAUUGAAGCUUGCAAAUGAAAAGGCUAAAAUGGAUGUACGUGACAAAGAGAGAGAAGAGAGUAUUUCUCUAUUGAUGAAGCAGCUGGAGAUGACGAAUGCUGCCCUUUCUGAGGCUCAAUUGAAGCUUGCAAAGGAAAAGGCUGAACUGAUUGUAGGUGACAAAGAGAGAGAGGAUAAUGUUUCUUUAUUGAUGAAGCAGUUGGAGAUGAAGAAUGCCGCUCUGGUUAGAGCCCAGAUAGAUAUCAGAGAAGAACGUGAGAAGGCAGAAUCAUUAUUGAGGAAGGUUGAGUCCUUGGAAGUCAUUGAAGAGCAGCAGCUUUUAAUGCAGAAAGAACUUGAGAGUUACAGGGAGAUGAAGAAUACCGCUUUGGUUAGAGCCCAGACAGAUAUCAUAGAAGAACGCAAGAAGGCAGAAUUGUUAUUGAGGAGGGUUGAGUCCUUGGAAUUCAUUGAAGAGCAGCAGCUUAUAAUGCAGAAAGAACUUGAGAGGUACAGGGAAAUGCUUGAGGAAUCGUCCAGGUGUCAACUUCUCUUGAAAGAACAAGUUUUGCAGAUUGAGAGCAGCUCAAAGGAGAAACUUACAGAAGUUUGUGAUGCCUUAGAGAGAGCAAAUACUGAAUUAGCUGAGAAAAUAUGUGAAGAAAAUGAAAUUGAAUUUGAAUUGCAGAUUUGGAAAUCAAAGGCAGAACAUUUGAAAGGUGAACUUGAAGAAAAUCAUGAAGUGCGGAAAGAGCUAGAAGCUUCUCUUCUGGCACAAAUAGAUGUUGGGGAAACAAUCAAGCAAGAGAAAAAUGGCCUCGUACAGAUGUUAGAAGAGAAAGACGUAAGAAUGGAUAAUCUCCAGCAACAGAUUUUGUUACAGGAACAAGAGCUCAAAAAAAGGGAAGCAGAAGCUGCUAGUUUUGCAGGAAUGGAGACAGCAAUGUCCUUCGAGUCAGAGAAAACGAGCUUUUUCCAAACUAUGACAGAGAAGGACAAGAUUCUAGAGCAACUCGAGAAAGAGGUUGGGUGGCUGGAGCAAGAAUCAUUGAGAAGAGAACUUGAAAGUGCUAUUCUCUCACAAAUUGUUGCAGAGAGAACAUUUGAGCAUGAGAAAGAGAAAAUUAUCCACCUCCUAGACGAGAAAAACCAGAGAAUAGAUGAUCUCAUGCAGUUUGUGAAGUCAUUGGAACAAAAGUUUAAUGGCUCAUUAGUCUCUUUUUCUUCACAGCUUGCUGAGAAGCAGGCAGAGAUUAAUUUGGUCCAUGAAGCUUGGGAGAGGAUUGCUGCAGCUGAAAUUUUGGCUCUACUAGAAGUUGAAGAGAAGAAGUUGAUGGUUGAGGAACUUGAAGAUGAUAUCCGUAACAUACAACAGAAAUUGGAAUUGCAGGAAAGAUCUUUAUGUCAUUCAAGACAGCAGGCACUGGAAAUUGAAGCUGAACUGGAUGCAAAACAAUUGGAAAUGAAGAAUUUGACUACUCAAAUGGAGACAAAGCUGCAAACUUCAGAUGCCUUCAUUAAUGAACUAAAGAGCGAAAAAAGAAGUUUACUUGAAGAUGUCAUGAAAUUGUCGUCGGAUAGAGAAAACUUAUUGGGUUUUAUUGCGGGCCUGAGUGACAGGAUUAGUGAGUUGUCUGCUGCGGACUCACAAAUGAUGGGUGUUUUGAGCAAUUUGGUGCACUCUUUUGACAAUAACAGUUCAGGGAUGGUUCUGAAGGAGGAUGACGAACUAUUGCAGUCUGUAAAAGAGAACUUGAAUAUUCAAUCGUCUCCUUCAACAAAGAAAUAUGAAGCCAUUUCUGAUGCAAGACCACCAUUUAGAGAGCGCAACAACUAGCUGCAAAGAAGCUAUGUAAUAUAUAGCUUGUUUGACACAGUAUUGCUUCCUCAUACAUAUGUUUUCGGUUAAGGCGUGGUCCAUGAUAAAGCUUUGAUUCCUUUUAGCUUCUUUGUAUAUGACUAAUUUGUGCAUGUAUAAGCAUUUUGUUCUUGCAUUGACAAAUUACCACGAAUUCAGAUUUGUUUAUUUGAAGGACCAGAAUGUUUCUAUAACUUGUAACUCAAACCUACUAUUAACAGAAGUUGCUUUUACUUACA
Molecule: messenger RNA, 3760 nt
Organism: Quercus lobata
Lineage: Eukaryota; Viridiplantae; Streptophyta; Magnoliopsida; Fagales; Fagaceae
Product: basic helix loop helix (bHLH) DNA-binding superfamily protein
Exons: 2
Coding region: 216-3500 (1094 amino acids)
Source: RefSeq, a predicted model, not a curated record